Messenger RNA from Fraxinus pennsylvanica, 1539 nucleotides. The record is from the annotation of a GenBank genome assembly. Lineage: Eukaryota; Viridiplantae; Streptophyta; Magnoliopsida; Lamiales; Oleaceae.
AUGCACAGUACCAACAUGUCACGCUCCAAAUCAAGAUCCGGCUCGAUUGAUUUUGGACAGAAGAACCACUAUUCAUCGGUCUUUUCUAGAACCCUUUCUGCAUCAAAGCUUUGUAGAGGGAAUGAUGCUUUAGUCUCUCAAAUUGAUUCGAACGCCCUUAAAUUUGUCGAUAAGAAACCUUCCAAGAAUUGGACGGAUAAAUUUUUGAUAAUGCAGCAACAGAUGGGGCAGCUCGAGGCAGAGCUGCAACGGAUUAGGGAAAAAUUGAGCGUUGUCGAGAUAGAAAGAGAUCAAGCCCUUGAUGAAAUUAGAAGGGUAGAAAGAGAGCAUGCCUGUAAUGAACUUAGAAGGGCAGAAGGCGAUCACGAGACAAAGUUGUCUCCCGAAAAGUUUAGGGAACUAGUGAUGGAGCUCAAGAGAAAUAAUCGUGAUUCUGGUGAAGAAGAAAUUAAAGACCACAAGUCUGAGCUCCAAAAGAUGAAGGAGAAUCUGGCUCGUGCUGAACAAGGUGAAACGCAAGCUUCAUUGAAGGCCAGGAGUCCACUUGAUGAGAUGGAAUUGCUCAAGAAUGAAUUCAAAUUGGCCAUUGAGGCAGAACAAAAGAGCGCAAAGGCCAUGGAAGAUUUAGCAUUGGUGCUGAAAGAAGUUGCUGCAGAAGCCAAUCAAACAAAGGAAAAACUCAUUAAUUCACAAAUGGAAAUUGUGCGAGUAAGAAGUGAAGCAGGAGGACUUAAAACAAUGAUUCAGAGCACCGAGGAAAGGUAUCAAAAACUUUUGAAUGAAGCUAAACAAGAAGCAGAAUUACACAGAAAUACUGCAGACAGACUCAAAUUAGAAGCUGAAGAGUCCAUUUUGGCUUGGAAUGGGAAGGAAAAGGGGUUUGUUAGUUGUAUAAAAAUAGUUGAAGAGGAAAAGGCUAUUAUGCAACAUGAAUGCACUAAACUCAGGGAGUCCCUCAAGGCGGCUGAGCAUACAAGUAGGGUAGCAAGGGAAGAAACGUUCAAAUUGAGGGACAUUCUUAAGCAGGCUAUUAAUGAAGCUAAUGCUUCAAAAGUGGCUGCAGGCAUUGCCAUAGAUGAAAAUUCCCAAAUCAAGGAUUGCCUCUCCGAGAAAGACGAGGCCUUACUUUUUCUUACUCAAGAGAAUGAACGCCUUAGAAUUAAUGAGGCUGCUGCUCGUGAGAAUAAGAAGGAGUACAAGAAGUUGCUUUCUACUGCAUCAACAGAAUUGAAGAUUGAGGAUAAGGGGCAGCAUGUAAUGCUGAAGCCACCAGAUUCAGUGGACCAGAAGCAUGAUGACGAGAAUAUGAACAAAACUUUCAGCUUCAAUCUUGAAGAUCUGAAGUUCAUGAAUGACCCUGAAGAUUUAGAUGAAAAUCCCAAGAAGGCAGAGUUGGGAUUUAAAUCGACCACUACAUCUCUAUGUUUUAGUGGUCAAGCUUACAAAUCUCUAUUUUUCAGGUUUCGAAUUGAUCCCACGCCUCAGAAGUUGACGACAAUUGCAUUGCAACAUGGUCAAAACGUGGAUUACCUUGCGUGA